GACGUCUUACACUCGUCUCCUCCGCACACGUUGUGUGCUCCACAAUAGCAGACGCCUUCGCAGCGCGAACAGACGACACAACUGUGUAUACUUAGCAAAAAUAAAACCGCGUGUAGUACUCGCUUGCGGCUAGGCGAAACCUGUUCGUUUGACGGACGCGCGUUCAAUAACACCGCCGUGAUUUUACGUAACGCCGAGGAUAUAGGCGUCGUGAGAAACAAUACGGCGAUAGAGAAGUUCGCUCCCCGUCGCAGAAGACUUUUUUUUACGCACCGUAUUAGUGAAGUACACGAGUAUUUUUUCAUCGAAACACGCCAUGAAGGGGAUAAUGAUAUUCGAUCAUCUGAACGAUGUGCUGUUCACCAAGUGCAACAGGAAGUUCGCCAAUCACAUACAGAAGCUGGCCAGGCUCCAAGGCUUGGUCGGUGAGAACAAGGAUGAAAAUGAUUCACAACACUUCAAACCCAGUCCAAACAUCAUAAUGCAGUUGUUCUCGCCAAUUGUCACUUCGCAGCACGUUAUGGCAUCGCAGUUUGGGAAUACGUACACAUCGAUGAAGUGUCAAGAUGGCACCAACAUGGUCUUUGAUGAGUUUAUGGGAUAUACUUUUGUCUACGUGUCCAAUGAAGACGUGGAGCUGAUGAGACGAACUCUGGGGGUCUGCGUCACUAUCAUAAGGCAUCUCUGUGGUCCAGAUGUCUCUGUAUUAAAGACGAACAAACAAAAGGUCCAAAUGGUUUCACAUCUCCUAGAUGCAUGGAGUGACUUGAGGGGUAGCGAGCAGAACAUUUUGACAGAAGCUGUUGAACAGUUAUCAGUAAAUGCAGACUUGGCAUCAGCAACAUUGAGAGUUCUAAGCGAUGCAGCUGACAAGUUGAAAGCCCAGUCAGAGUUUUCCAAUGUGCACGUUUUGAUACUAGUUGAACACAAGUUUCUUUCCUUAUACUCCAGCAAGAAUGCGCAGGAUUUAUUGGCUUCUGAUAUUCUGCUGAUGAUCCUCUUGUGCUACGUAGCAAAAAAGUGGAGAAAUGGAGAAUACGAUGUUUCUGAAAAGGAUACCAAAGAUGAUUAUGUACUUAUGUCUCGAACUGAAUCAAUUAAGAAAGAAGAGGAAGCUAAGUCUCAUGGAAACUUUGGAAAACUUUCCAUACCCACAUCUGAAGAUAUAAGUAAUUUAUUUGAAGGCUCAAGGGAUUCAUCGGUCAGUGAGGGUCUUUGCUAUUUUGCCCUGGAUGGACUCUACAGCCAAUUGGUGCUUCUUGGUUCUGAAGAAACUGGUUACACAGCAAAUGCCAUUCACAUAUCUGAACUAGCUGAGGGUAUUAACUUAGUAACAAUAGUUGAAAUGACAAACUUGGCCAUUUCAUCUGGUUUGUACGACAGUUUUUUCCACCUAAAUGUAAUAAAUGGGCUUCAACUGCAAAGAGAUAUCGAUGAACUCAGGCCAGCAUUCGAUCAUUUCGAAACAGCGAUCAAAAAAACCUUGGAUGGUAUAAAGAAGAACAGAUCGCACGUCAGCAACGACGUUGACAUGUGCCAAAGGCGAUUACAGAUGAAAUGGGACUUUGUCAGAAAAAAAUAUUUGGAACUUCUGAAGUCCAGAGAUCCAGAGUCAAUACUUCAAAUAGAAUCAAACAUGGUUGGUUUUGUAGAUGCCUUAAAAGAAUUAUUCAGACUGACUUGCCUUGACAAAAGCUUUUUAAAGCAAGGAACCGAUGUGAUACUGACAGUCAGUAGACUGGUCAGCCAAAAGUUGAACGAUUUCAGCGAUUUUCUUAAAGUAAAGGCUUUGAAGAACUUCAACAUUAGAUCGAGAACUUCCCUAACCAUCAACAAAUAUCUUGAAGAAUUUCCCGGACUGGUGCAUUUUAUAUACAUAGACAGGACGACCCACAGGUUGACCGCCCCAACGAUAGACUUCACGAAUUCCGAAACGCUAGCAUUAACAACAAAGAAGAUAUGGACCAUGGUUGAGCAGAGCAGGAUACACCUGCAGGAGGGUCACAUGUCCAUAAUGUGGAAGGACACAACCUUCAACUACGCCUACUUUUUGUGGUUUGAAGACAGCUCGGGCACACCGUUGAAGUGCAAGACAAUCUUUAAUCACACGCUCAAGAACUUCCCGGUGCCUGGUAUCCUCUGUGGAGAUUACUACAGGAAAUUAGCCGAGGCGUACUUCCCGAAACUCUCGCCGAAUAAGAUCCGUAUCUAUGAGCUGUACUGCGUACAUCUGGGCCUUGCCACCUCGUCCUGUGUACUCGAGCACUCAAGGCGGCUUGCAGCCACUAUUUGGGAGGUCACUGGCCUGCCCAACAACCCCGCCGACAUUCUUUAAAAAUAUAUGCGCCCACGGUGCUCUGUACUAUAUAUAUUUAUAAUGUAUAUCUAUAUCCGUCAUCUUUUGCGGUGCAAAAGCUCUUCUUGAGCAGCGGAGUUUUUUUCUCCAAUUGCUGCAUUUCCUUCCCAGGAACUGACUGUCUCUUCAACUCAUUCCGUGUAUAACGAAAUUUUACAAAAGUAUUUACACAAGUUGUAUCAACGAGCAAAGUAAACAAUUUAUGAACGUGAAA
Nasonia vitripennis (jewel wasp) is the source of this 2570-nucleotide messenger RNA. It is a transcript of the gene HPS1, whose product is annotated as Hermansky-Pudlak syndrome 1 protein homolog. Gene Ontology annotation, cellular component: BLOC-3 complex. Gene Ontology annotation, molecular function: guanyl-nucleotide exchange factor activity. Bases 317 to 2335 code for a protein of 672 amino acids. Gene Ontology annotation, biological process: vesicle-mediated transport. The record is from RefSeq and is a predicted model, not a curated record. The transcript has 8 exons. NCBI's taxonomy places the organism in Eukaryota, Metazoa, Arthropoda, Insecta, Hymenoptera, Pteromalidae.